Messenger RNA from Oncorhynchus kisutch (coho salmon), 6902 nucleotides. Its product is annotated as flocculation protein FLO11. Lineage: Eukaryota; Metazoa; Chordata; Actinopteri; Salmoniformes; Salmonidae. The coding region runs from base 65 to 2224 and encodes 719 amino acids. The transcript has 11 exons. The record is from RefSeq and is a predicted model, not a curated record. Gene Ontology annotation, cellular component: cytoplasmic vesicle.
GCCCCCCCUCAAAGUUUGCACCCUACUCGCCAACUCUUUACGCCCUGAGCGAUUUGAUUGGCUCAUGGCUUUCUCCCCCGAUGGUGAAACCCUGACCCUGCCCCCGCCCUUGGAAGUUAGAAAAUCCAAUGAGGAAACCCUGAAGAAAUCUACUUCCGGGUCAACGUCGUCAUCUGGGUCAACGUCAGGGUCGGGUUCAAAAGUGAUGACCUUCAAAGAACUGCGUAACCGUAGCAAACACAGCUCCCCGGCCUACCAACUAAUAACUGAACCGGAUCCUGAUCCCACAGUCAUAACCCCUGACCCUGACUUCCUCUACAACCUCAAGUGGAGGAGGGAAAAGACGGACAGCGACGGAAUCCAAUGGGAGUACACCUCCCAGGCCCAGGCCACCUUCCUGCAACCACCUCCCCUCACCUCAUUGGCUGCUUUUAGGGAAAUGUUCCAGAAAGCAGAGGAUGCGAUUGGACAACCCGAGUUAUGUCCCUCGCAGCGGAUUGGGUGCUCAGCCAGUGAAGGGAACCUGUGGAGGAUGGAUGGACAGAGAAAAGAGGAGGGAGAAAAGAGGAAAGAAGAGGUGGAGGUGAGAGGAACAGCUGAUGGAGGAAGAACCUGGGAGUCAAGAACGACAGUGUCCUCACCCCCUCUCUCCCUGGCCCACUCCCAGCCCUCCUCCUAUUUCCUCCACCCUUACCGCCCAGGAUACUGUGGUGCUCAUACGAGACCAGUCCCCAGGACCCAACCUCACAGCCACACUGAAAUCCAGUCCACGGCCACGGCCCCUAACCCCUACACUACCCAGUCCACAGCCAUAGGCCCUAACUCCUACACUACCCAGUCCACGGCCCCUAACCCCUACACUACCCAGUCCACGGCCCCUAACCCCUACACUACCCAGUCCACGACCCCUAACCCCUACACUACUCAGUCCACGGCCCCUAACCCCUACCCUACCCAGUCCACGACCCCUAACCCCUACACUACCCAGUCCACGACCCCUAACCCCUACACUACCCAGUCCACGACCCCUAACCCCCACACUACCCAGUUAUCUAACCCCUUUGCUACACCAUACACUCACACAGAUUUAAAUGAAGACAGCCAUGGAACUUAUUCUGAGAAUGAUAUUGAUUCUGGAUAUAGUAACUAUUUUAAGAAGGAUGGAGGCCUAGACUCUGCACAUCGUUUUGGAAAGGACUUCAAGAGCAACAUUGAUAGUUUGUAUCGUUAUGUGAAUGAGUCCAAGACUAAAGAGAAGCUGGAGUAUGGCUUUGUCUCUGAAUCCAUCACUGACUUUGACUCCCUCUACUGCACCGCUAACGUCACUGAUAAACAGCCUCACACCGGCUCACACACACUCGUCAGCAAUGACACACACACUCAAGGCUGCACCACCCCAUAUAAAAACGUUGACGCGAUGAUGAUGGCAUAUGCCAAAACACACACUGUCAGUUCCCUUGGUCGCACUGACACACACACACACACCUCUCACUCUGGCCAGAGCAGAACCUCUAAAGAUCUCCCUCCCCUCCCUACCUGGUACCUCUACCACCCCAAAAACUGUCCCAUCCACAGGGGUGCCCCUCCCCGCCUCUCCCCCAUCGGGGCUCUCGACCCCCCCUAUCGCUCUGGAGCCCCCCCUCCGGGCCUGGACGCAUCCUGCCUCAGCUCACCCCUGUUCCCCCGCUCUCACACCCUCCCUGCCCUGGCCGCCCCCCUCUACUACCCCUUCCUCUACCCCCCUAUCCCCCCCAGGAAAACCUCCGACCCCCCAAAACUCAUCCAGGCUCCGCCGCUGCCGCCCACACUGACGGUUCGUAGCGUCUCAUUUGCCAGCUCUGUACAGAGAGGUGGGACUUCCUGGAUGGGCGAUGACGUGAAGGCCCCUCUGAGAGGCCUAGGACUGUCCUCUCUGUGCCUGCUGGAAAAAAAAGCUCUGGUCAGUGCAGUCAGUGUGGCAGUGGAGGCCAUUUUGGCUCAGUUCAGCUCCUCACGGACCCUGGUGCAGAAGGCUCUAUCAGGAGACAGCAGUGUGAAUCCGUCUCUGGGCCGGCUGGUGCUGCAGUGUUUGUGCCCCGCCCUGCGGAGCCUGCUCUCCGAUGGCCUCAAGCCCCACCAGAGUGAUUUGAUCUUGGGCAGGAGGCCAAACUCAGCCUGGGGACUGGUCCAGGCCUCCACCAGGCCAGGGCCCAGCACUCAGUCCCCUGUACAGCCUCCAGGCUAGAAUAGGAGAGCUGCCCCAGCUCCGGCAGAACAAACACAGGUUCAACGCCUUCCUCCUCGCCUCCUCAACAUCAAGCUUAUGGGUUUCUGGCUGUCCCAUCUCCAGUCAUGUAGUGAUGUGUUGGUGACGUUCUACCGGCCCUCCUCCUUCAUGCGUUUGUCAUUGACUUCCUGCCAGCCUCUGUUUGAGGAGCUCCUCCUCCUGCUGCAGCCCCUCAGUCUCCUGACCCUUAACCUCGACCUGCUCUUCCAGCACCACCACCUGGAUCCAGCCAAUCACAGCCCAGAGAUCCCCAGCCCACCCAAUCAGGACCUGGGAUUCAGGCUCUCGCCCCGGGGGUCCGUUUCCCAAAGCAGGGGCAGCAGCUAUCUCGGGAGCCUAUCAGAGCUGGACUUUGGGAGAGCAGAACCCGAGGCGAUCAAUCAUAAUGUGAGCUCGUCAUCCCUGGCCAACUCAGGGGUGGGAGGGUUGUUGGAGUCACUGAAGCCAGCGAGUCUCAGUGUGGGGCCUGCAAAGGUCUUUGGGGGUCUUGCGGAGACAAGUCCUCAGCUGAUGUGGGUUCAGGAGAAAGAAAUUAGGGAGCUAGCACCUCCUAAUGUUGAGGAGGCCAGUCUCUCACAACAGGCAGGACAGGUGAUCCAGCAGGGAUGGGGGGCUGUGGUACGCUGGGGGGGCAAGCUGGGCCAGAACCUGGCUGAACUCAGCCUGUCUGCAGUACAAAACCAGGAGGGGACAUCCAGAGACCCCCCAGAGCCCCAGACCAGUACCCAGGCCAGGAGUGACCCUCCUCAGGUCGAUGGAGCAUUGGCAGUCCCCUGGGGUUUGGGACGGCUGUUUGGAGCCUCCAAUAACCCCACGAUACCCACACUUCCAACCAGACGUCCGUCUCAGUGGUUGUCUCCAGGGGUGUCUGUUCUGACCCGGAUGGUGAGCAGCAGUUCCAGCGCUAACCAGAGGAGGGCGCUGGAGCCCCAGCAGGUAGAAGAGGUGUUAGAGAGAGAGAUGGAGGAGACAUGGGACAACCCAAGACCCCUCAGGUCAGUCAGAACACUAUGCGACCACUCUGGCACAGGGGCGGAGCUAAGCUUCCAGAAAGGGGAGGAGUUAGUGGUUUUAGGGGGUGUCGAUCACGACUGGAUUCGCUGUCGUCAGGGAGACCGAGAGGGGCUCGUACCCAUUGGCUACGCCUCACUUAUCCUGUGAUUUCAGACACCUGAUCAGAGUUUUGAUUGUUUGAAUAUAUCUGGGGGAGGGAAAAUGAAGUCAUAAAGCUAUAAUGUAUUUAGGCAACCAUAGAGAGGCUGUGGUGAAGUCCCAAUGCUCUCAGAGAAAUAGUUCACCCUCGAAUCUAAGUUCAAAUCACAUGUUUAUAUCUCUAAAGUGGUCCAAAGUCGUAUGUCAGGGUUCCCCAACUGGCUGCCCAUGAUUUUAUAAGGGUUUGGGUUACUUGUUGGACAUAAAAUACUAACAUCAGUAAAUGUUGGAAAUCUGUUCCAAGGUAUUCCCACACAGAGAGAGAGAUGUGAUUGUUCACAAAUCUAAGCAAGGUUUGAAAUGAUUAUAUUUUAGCCAAAUAUUAUAUCUGUUUGGGCUUCUUGCGGUCAAUUUGCAUCUACAAAUGAUUUGUGAUUAUGUUCCAGCCCCCUGACCAUCCAUGGCUGAAUCUAGUUGAUGAUCUCUGGUCUAAGUGAUUUAGUUCAGUCCUUCCUCCGCACCAUCUGUUGUGUAGAUCCCACUAUAUGCACUGGUAGAAAUCUGCAAAACUCAAUCCCUAAAGAACUGUACCAUCUAAUGCCAUCUAAUUAGGGGGAUUUAAGGAAGAUUUAAUUUAGCUUACCAGAUGGUGUGGAAUAUGGACCCAGCACGACUUCAGACCACUUUUGAAGUGUGAAAACUUCAGACAAACACUUAUCUUGGUGUGGACUAUCCCUUUAAAUGUCCUCCAUUCAUCAUCUCUCUUUGGUGACCACUGAUCUGAGAAGGACUGGAUAAAGCUUUGUAGAAUUCCAUUCAUAGGUUGCACCUCCGUCACGCCAUCGGCGGUGCCCUAAAGUGGUGAUAAGCCCCGUCGUUCUGAGUCUAACUACUGUUUAGUAUAAAUUAAUUGCAAAAUUCUGCAAAAAUAGCUAGCAAAGCAAACGUAAGCUAGUUACAAUCAGGUGGCCUCCCCUCAAUUUAAGCUAGUUAGCUAAUGUUGUACUGCAUCUAAAGUCUAUCUGGUGACAUCAAAAUGAUGACGAAAGAUUUUCCUAAUAAUUAUUUGCCUGUUUUUGAAUGUCAUUGUAUUUCCAGGCCACUGUAAUGCACUUUCGAUGAAAUCUUCAUCAGCGCUUAAUGAUGAUGAUGCAUUGAGUAGAAUGCUCAGUCGGGCAUCAGUCCAAACGAACGUUAAAAACAAUAUUGUGACGAAACAUGCAACCAAUGCAUUCAGCUUAUCCAAACACUUUCAGAUCAGCAGUCACUAUGGGAAGAUUUAAAGCCUGGUAGCCAGGUCGGUUUCUGCUCUAGACCCAGACCUUGCCGCCAGGCUAACCGGUGAAGGGAGCCAUGGUAGAGUAUUGGAGCGUAGCCCCUGUUACGUAACGUAGUACCAUAGUGAAAUGUAGCUGUUUUCUGUGUUCUAUUUGACCUUUCACCCCUAUUGAUCUCUCACCUCUUUCGCUUGUUCUCUGUGUGUUUGACAUGUUCCCACUACAAUUAAUAGUCAGUUUAAAAAGGAUAACUAUUUGACUGUAUAAAUAUACAUACAUAAUAUAUAGGUAUAUGAAUAUAGAUGAAUUUAACCGAGAUAGAUAGAUGGAUAGAUAACCAAGAGAUAACAGAUAGUCAAACGUUACUAUAGAUAAGGUUGAUCAUGAAUCAAAUUGAUAAGUGAUCUGGCCUUUUAUCCCCAACUCACCAGUCACUCCUCUAUAGUCAUGAUACACACGGACAGCUCCAAUGUUUUUGUCAAUUAUUGGAAUCCAGUGGCUUCAUCUUAGUGUGUGUUGUAUGCAUUGUCUUGACAUCAUAUCCUUCAUAUCUUCAUCAUAACCUGAUAGAUUUAGUCUCAUACCUUUAGACUGCAUUUAUUGUAUAAUGAAUGCUUUGAGUGAAUGCAGUGGGGUUGGGCUCAAUAUGGCACCAAUACAGGAAGUAAACUGAAAUUCCAAUUCGAUGAUUGAAAUAGGGGCCUGUAUUUUUAAUGACUCCUUAAUGAAUUGAAAAGGAGAAGCUAUUUAUGUUUUUUAAGUAGCUGAUUUUAAAUUCAAAUCACUUCCUGAAUCGGCAGCCUUCAAUUCGAAUUGAGCCCAACCCUUGAAUGCAGAAGAAUAUCUAUCUAUAUGACACAUAUCUAUCUAAAGGACAUUCUAGUAUCCAACAGUAUAUAAGUAUAACUGGCAUAGCAAUGCUGUAACUUCAAUCAGUCCACACCUCUUAAACCUCACUAACACAUACUACUCAGUGCUUAUGGAAAUAUCAAUGCUUUGAGACGGACAGAUAGACAGACAGAUAAACACAGACAGGUAGACAGACAGAUAAACAGACAGGUAGACAGAUAAACAGACAGAUAGAUAAACAGACAGACAGAUAAACAGACAGACAGAUAAACAGAUAAACAGACAGAUAGACAGAUGAACAGUUAAACAGACAGAUAGACAGACAGACAGACAGACAGACAGACAGACAGACAGACAGACAGACAGACAGACAGACAGACAGACAGACAGACAGACAGACAGACAGACAGACAGAUAAACAGACAGAUAAACAGACAGAUAAACAGACAGAUAAACAGACAGACAGAUAGACAGACAGAUAGACAGACACAAACAGACAGACAGACAGACAGACAGACAGACAGACAGACAGAUAGAGAGAUAAACAGACAGAUAGACAGACACAAACAGACAGACAGACAGAUAGACAGAUAAACAGACAGAUAGACAGACACAAACAGACAGAUAGACAAAUAGACAGAUAAACAGACAGACAGAUAAACAGACAGACAGAUAAACAGUCUGAGGGACUUGAGACCUGUGUCUUUCUACUCAGCCCAGGGAUGAUCAACUCUAGUCUGGUUACUUUUCCUUUACCUCAUAGAUCAAUUGGCAUCUUUGAUUCCCCAGAUAUUUAACUUGACUGGUUACCUGGGCGUUACUAAGUCUGACUACAAGACAAUACAAAAGGCUACUGAGACCAGUAGACAAUGUGGGUUUCCAGGGCCAUAGCUGUAUGUUCCUGACUGAGACUAUCCAAGCUUUCAGAUGAAGCAGUAAGCUACUCCCUGAUGUACUGUAUGUGUAGGAAGACACCACGACUGUCAAGCCUAUGUGUUUGAGGGAGAGGCUGCCCUUCCCCAACUGUACCUCAGCUCUCAUAUGUACCUUCCUUCUUUCCCUACCUGUCAUGCUAACCCGUGUAAGGUCAUCAUUUUUAAUACCGUAGUAACGAUAGUGGUAGUAGAAUAACGUUAAAGUAAUAAUGUUUAUUACUAUGUUUAUCUUCUGAUUUGGUUGGUAGUUAUUCUGUAGGCUUGGUAAUGAUAUAUGAUGUACUUCUCAAAGGCUUCUGGUUUAAAGGAACUGUUUGUUUGCUGUUUUUGUUGUUUUGUUUUGUCACUUGCGGGUGACAUGGCACUUCUUGAAGAGUUCAGGUUACUUGAGGAAUGAAGAAUAAAACAUAUUACCCAUAAAUU